UUUCAGAAACAAGAAAAAACUUCAGCACCACACCACCCACUAAUCUUAUAUCCUCCUUCGAAUUACCAAGAGAGAGAGAGAGGGAAAAAAAAAAACCCAUAUCUUCAUGGAAUCCUCAUCCAAUUCUGAGAGUUGUGAGGUCUCUGAAACCAUUUGUAAUGGAGAAGCUGAGCAUCCAACAUCCAAAGGGAUGGCUAUCUCAACCAUACCUCCUCAAUUCAAUGGUUUACUUAGCCCUGAAAACUUUGAUCUCUACCAAUAUGAAGGCUUUUGGUAUCACAACUUUUACUUAGAAGGAGUCAAGUUAGCUCAAAAGCAAUUCAAAGCUCAACCCACUGAUAUCAUCCUCUGCAGUGCUCCAAAAUCCGGUACCACAUGGCUCAAAGCCUUAGCUUUUGCAAUUCUAACACGAACCCGAUAUGACUUUUCUUCAAACCCUUUGCUUGUCACCAUGCCUCAUGACUGUGUUCCAAUGUUGGAGGUAGAUAUUGUCCAAAACCCGGGUAAUCGGAGCCCCGAAUUCCCCCUUCUGUCCACACACAUUCCAUUCUCAUCCUUGCCCACAUCAAUCGUAGCUUCAGGGUCUAGAAUUGUGUAUAUUUGCAGGGACCCAAAAGAUGCAUUUGUCUCUUUUUGGCACUUCAUUGUGAAGGUGAGGCCUGAAAUUGGGUUUCUACCAUUGGAAGUAGUGUUUGAGAUGUUUUGCAGAGGAGUCUCUUACUAUGGACCCUAUUGGGACCAUGUUUUGGGGUAUUGGAAAGCAAGCUUGGAACAGCCUGAGAAGGUACUGUUCUUGAAAUAUGAGGAUAUGAAAAGAGAGGCCUCUGUUUGUGUGAAGAGAUUGGCAGAGUUCAUGGGUCACCCUUUUAGUUCCUCUGAGGAGAGCAAAGGGGUGAUGGAGCAAGUUUUGCAGUUGUGUAGUUUUGAGAAUCUGAGCAAUUUGGAGGUGAAUAAGAAGGGGAGACAUCGAGCCGACACGCCUGUGGCGAUUGAAAACAAUACUUAUUUCAGGAGAGGAAAGGUCGGAGAUUGGAAGAAUCAUUUGACUGAUCAAAUGAUACGGCGGAUGAACCAUAUCACGGAGCAGAAGCUUGGCAGUUGUGGCUUGACAUUUGAUGAUGCACCAGAAGAACCAUGAACUACUCUUUGUCAGAUCAGAAGAGACCCAAGUUGCUUUUAUUUAAAUUGCUCUGUUUCAAGAAAUAAAUUAUUUCAAUUGGGAUUUCUUUUCAUUUAUUGUUCGACAAAAUUAAUGUUCUUAAAUUGUCAAACAAUUUAUGUUUGUUUGAUUCGUUAGUACUUGCUUAUAUUUUGGAUUCACUGAUGUUCUUGCUUAUUUAUGUAUAUGAAAGUGGUAGAGAUGUAUGUAUCUCUAUUUGUCAA
Molecule: messenger RNA, 1383 nt
Organism: Camellia sinensis
Lineage: Eukaryota; Viridiplantae; Streptophyta; Magnoliopsida; Ericales; Theaceae
Product: flavonol 3-sulfotransferase
Molecular function (GO): sulfotransferase activity
Source: RefSeq, a predicted model, not a curated record